AUGUCAACCAAAGAAGAAGAUUCGAAUAUACCUUUAACCGCCGCCACUUCGCCCAUACCUCCGGAAAAUCUGUCUUCUAUAGCUCCGUCGAUCGCUCUUCAAAAACCGCUCUCGUGGCCGUCCGCUCCGUCGGCUAACGAAGAACAUCAGCACCUAUACGAAGAAGAGUUAAUACCACCUGACAAUUUUACCAUGAUUUCAACCUGGGUUUACAGAAGCAGUUUUCCGAAAAAAAAGAACUUUGCUUUCCUGAAGAAGCUUGGUUUGCGAAGCAUUUUAACCUUGAUUUUGGAAGAGUACCCUGAACAAAAUAUGAAGUUUUUGGAAGCAAACAACAUCACGUUAUACCAAUUUGGAAUCGCAGGAAACAAGGAACCUUUUGUUCAGAUACCCGAAGAUAAGAUUUGUGCUGCAUUGGCGGUUAUUCUAGAUCAACGCAAUCACCCAAUUUUGAUACAUUGUAACAAAGGCAAGCACCGAACAGGUUGUCUAGUCGGGUGCCUUCGAAAACUGCAACGAUGGUCACAUACCUCAAUUUUUGAUGAGUACCGUCGAUUCUCUCAUCCCAAGUCACGCUCAAUGGACCAACAGUUUAUUGAACUCUUUGAUGCCAGUCAAGUAUGGAAACUCGUUGAUAAAAAUCACAUACCAAAGUGGGAAUUUUUGGGUUCGUACCCUCAAUGA
Messenger RNA from Acaulospora morrowiae, 684 nucleotides. The record is from the annotation of a GenBank genome assembly. Lineage: Eukaryota; Fungi; Glomeromycota; Glomeromycetes; Diversisporales; Acaulosporaceae.